Molecule: messenger RNA, 933 nt
Organism: Anisakis simplex (herring worm)
Lineage: Eukaryota; Metazoa; Nematoda; Chromadorea; Rhabditida; Anisakidae
Source: the annotation of a GenBank genome assembly
AUGUUUGUACUAAUUAAUACGAACAGAAUAUUAAUCCCUGCCAGAGUGAAAUGCUCAUUCUAUUUCAAAAUUGGUGCGUGCCGUCAUGGUAAUAAAUGUUCACGACUUCAUAUUAGACCGAAGUAUAGUCAGACAAUCUUACUGAAUAAUUUCUAUAAAGGUUCAACAUCAAGCAGUACUGAUAAAUCGAAAGAGGAAUUGCAACGUGAAUUUGACGAGUUCUAUCGUGAAGUUUACAUGGAGAUAGACGGGCAAUAUGGACGUAUUGAUGAGAUGAACGUUUGUGAGAAUGUGGGCGAGCAUAUGCUUGGCAAUGUCUACAUCAAGUUCCGAUACAAAUGGUCAGCACUGCGUGCCGUGCGAUCUCUGAACAAUCGCUGGUUCAAUGGAUAUCCGAUUGACUGCGAGCUAUCACCUGUGGUUGACUUCAGAGAUGCGUGUUGUAGACAGUAUGAAAUGGGAGAGUGUAAUCGCGGUGGAUUCUGUAAUUUUAUGCACUUGAAGAAGAUCAGUUGGGGCUUGAAGCGGAAACUCAUUCAGAAAUGUCAUAAACAGCGAAGGAGAUACUCGAAGAAAUUCAAACGCUCUAACAGUGACAGCAACAGCAGCAGUAGCAGCAGCGAUUACUUCUCUGAUAAUGACAGCCUGCCCAAGAAAUAUCAACCCUCUAUCAGCUCAGAAGAGUCGUCGUGGUCGAUUGAUGAGGUGCACUCAUUAAAAGAAGAUCAAUCGAGCACAACACCUCUGGCAUUCAGAUCUGAUCGAUAUCCAUCUGAUCUCAGCGAUCAAUCUUCAUUCGAAACUGACUCUGAUUUGGAGGCACACAAACAAUUAAUACGCCGACAGAAAUGGGAAGAACUGCGCGACAAACUUCAUAUCGACGAGAAAUGGGAUGAGGAUCGUGAACAAAGCUUCAUAUUCAGUCUCUUAUAA